AUGAUCAGCACCAUCCAAGAACUUAUCGACCCGGAUUUCGACCCGGUCAUUGAAGAUAUAGACAUGGAUGAUUCAUGUCAGUUUCUGAAGCCUACACCAUCUCACAUAGCACCUGACGAUGUCGAAUAUCUUCGUUCCAAAAAUGCGCUUACGGUCCCGGAACCCUCGCUGCUAAAUGAGUUGUUGAGAGCUUAUUUUCAAUGGAGCUACAACUUCAUGCCAGUCUUGAACAUACAGGACUUCGUGCCGGCUAUUGUCAAUAACGAUCCGGAUGCUAAUAUCAGUCUUCUUUUGCUUCAAGCAGUCCUGUUUGCAGGAUCAGCUUUUGCUGAUAUGAAUCAUCUCAGAGCUGCGGGCUUCCAUACUAGGAGGGAAGCUCGGAAUGAGUUCUUCACACGUGCGAGGCUCUUGUAUCAUCUAGAAUAUGAAGACGAUCCGAUCUGUCUACUCCAAGCGAGUUUAUUGUUGACCUACAACAACGAGCGAGACGACAGCUUGCAGAAAGACAUGUGGUUCUGGACCCUGCCAGGAAACGACUACGAAGACGUCUUUGGUGGUGUCUUUUCGCUCGAGAUCGAAUGGUCGCUCUCGCUCUUAGACGCCCAACGCAGGUUAAUGAGGCAAUCAGCGAUGUUUCGCAACUACGGUUAG
Messenger RNA from Talaromyces amestolkiae, 651 nucleotides. RefSeq lists its product as uncharacterized. The transcript has 3 exons. Bases 1 to 651 code for a protein of 216 amino acids. The record is from RefSeq and is a predicted model, not a curated record. Lineage: Eukaryota; Fungi; Ascomycota; Eurotiomycetes; Eurotiales; Trichocomaceae. Gene Ontology annotation, biological process: DNA-templated transcription. Gene Ontology annotation, molecular function: DNA binding; zinc ion binding.